This is a messenger RNA of Echinostoma caproni, 228 nucleotides long. The record is from the annotation of a GenBank genome assembly. NCBI's taxonomy places the organism in Eukaryota, Metazoa, Platyhelminthes, Trematoda, Plagiorchiida, Echinostomatidae.
AUGGUCCACAAUUCUCCAGUCACCACCGCACACAAUCCAAUGUGCGGACAACAACGAGGUUGGUUCCACGAGGAAGAACCAAUGUCUGUCACUGUGCGGUCGGGUGCGGACAAUGCGCAUGUGGUGUCGCGGCGCAUCACCUUGCACCGUAUAGCUCAAAUAGAUAUUGUGGAGGAAUUUCGGUUAGUUGAACUGAAAUUGUUCGUUUGUGAAUCCAUUGCGUUAUGA